UGAGCACACCCCCUCCGUCCGACGAAUCCCAAAAAAGCCCGGUGUAGAUAGGGUCAAGUCUGAAAAAAUCCCAACUUCUUAUUGGUUUUGUUGCACAGGUUUUUGAUGUGCUCUUUCCAGGUGAGGUCUUUCGUGAUGGUUACAACUAAGUGCUUAACGCUAGGGACCAUCUCCAAGGUCUGGCCGUGGAGUUGGUAGUAGUACUGGAAGACCCUCCUAAUGCGGGUGACACGAAGGGUCUGGCACUUCCCAGGGUUAAACGUCAUGCUUCACUUGUGCUCCCAUUCAGCAAGCCGUUCCAGGUCUUGAUAAAGCACUAACUGGUCCUUUGCAGAGAUGAUGGUGUUGUACGCAGCAGUGUAAUCAGCAGGUCAGGACAGAUGGCAAAGCAUUGAUAACGAGGGUCCCAAGACUGUGGGAGCCCUGUGGGAACUCCGAUUUCACACUGACGAAGUCGGAACGCUUACCACUGCCGCUUAGGUUCUGUCAGUGAAGAAGGCUGUGAUCCAAGCACUGAUCUCUCCACGGAUGCCAUAAUGGCAUAAUGUAUGUUGUAGUAGAUAUAAAAGUUAGAUAAGUAGAUAUAAAAGUUAGAUAAGUAGAUAUCAAAGGCUUUUGCAAAGUCCAUCACAGGGACGUCCGUCUGACGGCACUUACCAUAUUUUCAAACAGCUCUUCUGUGAAUUUAAGAAGUUGUGUUUCAAAUGACCUCUCUCUUCUAGAACCGUGUUGUUGGUUACAAAGAAUGCUGUGGUCUUCUAGAUGACCCAUCAUAGUGUUGAAUAAGAUGUGCUCAAGCACAUUAAAAAAAAAACUCGUUAUCGACACUGAGUGGUAGUUACCUGCUCAACUUUCUUGAACACCGGUGCAAUAUGGCUGUUUUCCAGUCAGAUGGUAGCGUGCCAGUACUAACUGAAGAUUGGAGGGCGAUGGUGAGUGGUACUGCUAUUUCAGAUGCUAGUACCCCUGGAACCAUUACAGUAGCAAUUUCUUGACCCCCUAAAUCCAAAUGUUGACCUUAUGAAGAAUGGGUAGUCCGCCGGUGGCAUGUUGCACUUCUCCUGAAAUUCUUUUAUAGAGUUCAACUGUCCCCGAACACUGUAUGAAACUGUUCAAUAUGUCAGCAUGACCCUUAUGAUCGGACAUAAGACGCCCUCCGUCAGGUCCUACUCCUCAAACUGAAACACUUUAACAUCUCUUUAGAAGACCUCGUCACAGUCUAUGUGUCCUAUAUAUGCUCAGUUCUCGGGUACGCUGCCCCCGUCUGUCACUCUGGAUUGAUCAAUGGGCUUACUAAGCAGCAAAAUCGAGAAGGUUCAACGGAGAGCCACAAGCAUCAUGAUGGGUGCGAAGUACACACCCUACACCGAGGGCUGCUAAUACUCGGAACUACCCACCCUUCAGACACGAUGUCAUAACUAAGAACUUUGAAAACUACCUUAGACAAUCUGAACAGUCCCGGCAUUUACUGCCACCUGUCAUAGGUGCAAUAAACCAGAUCAUCCUAUAAACUAAGCACUCCUCGCAGCAGAAUUGAUCGUUCUCAGAACAGUGCUCUGCCCAUAAUGAUACGUCUGCUUAAUACGUAAAACUGACACAUUUGCUGGACUUGCUAUUGUGGUAUUUACAUUGGCGCAUAACAUUGGUGUCACUGAUGGCAGAUUGUGAAACAUAAUAGUGAGUCAUAGAGAGGUAAAUGAGGUGGAUGUUUUAAAUAUUAUAAAAUAAAACAAUGCAAUAUUCCAAGAUAGGACUUUUACACAUUAAACAACUAGUUUGCCUGUCAAAGAAGAUCAUUUUCAUAGAUUUUGCAUGUAGGUAUGACAGAAGUUAUUAAAAUACCAGAACUUUAAAUUAUGUUAACUCUUUAUUAUGUCUGACAAUUGCCUUUUCCCUUAUGACCUAAAAGAAAAAAAGGCCUGCUGACCAAUUUGAAUUUCUCAUUAAUAAAAAAAAAAUACCACAAACACCAUCAUUACUUCGGGGAGGCGUCUGUUUCAUGGACUUUUUUAAAGCAAUGUUUAUUAUUCAUGGGCAAGUAAAUAUAUUUUAAAACGCAUCCGAGAUUGCUACGUCAAUUGCUAAAGAUCGAUGUACCUACGUUUUAUUUUUUGUUUAUUUGCAUCAUGUGUUAAUCUAAAUAUCUUAUGCCUGUUGCAGUUGUGUUUCACUCAGCAUUUAUAUUCAUAUUGAGCCAUGUGUUAUUAAACACGUGGAACCUGCAACACAAAUGGUUGCGCCAAUUGUGCUCGCUGCAAGAGAACAGAAAAUCUGUGCAAGAAAGAAUGACACGAUGUUAACGUUGAAUGAACCGCCAUGCGUCUGCAACAGAAGAGUACGUGAAAUCAUACAUACCUCUCCGCAGUGGACACUGGAACUUGAACAAAAGACGAAAAGUUUAGAACGAUUUGAGAGGCGGAAGAUCUGUAUGGACGACAUAUACAACUAUGUGGACGGCAGGUCACCAGUCAGCUACCCAGCUCAUGGUCUCUACGUUAUGCCCCUACGGGCAGUUUUAAUCAAAGGACUACGAAUUGAAUGGUUCAUCCCCCGCCGGGGUACCCAAGAAGAAAAGGUGGAAUUUCGUGCUGAAAAAGGCGUUUUUACUACGCUAUGUAAUUACGAAAACGUCUAUAUUGAAGGGAAAGAGACCAAAAGGAUGACAAUAAGAACAAACAGCCCAUCCCUGCUGAAUCUUCAGCUUCAGGACAUAGUGUACCGUAAUACGGAAUUUGACACCAACAUAUUUGAAAAAGUUCUUCUUCGUUACUUGGAAUUCAAUAUUACAAUUCCGAUUCAUAUUCAACAUCGACAGGUUCCAUGGCUGUAUAGAAAAGGAACUGUCGAAGAAAGGGUCACUGUGAUUGUUAAAACGUUUCUUCGGUACCAUAAGGCAAAAUCUGCGAUUUACUCUAUCAAGAGAUUGUAUCCAAAUACAAGAAUCAUUAUUGCUGACGACACUCCCCCGACGAACUUUACAAACCUGCAAGGUAUCAACAUGGAUCACUUUAGAAUGCCAGGCUUCACUGGCUACUUUGCGGGAAGAAAUCUAGGACUGUCUCAAGUUUGGACUGAGUAUUUUCUCUACAUGGAUGACGACCUUUAUUUUACCAAUGGAACAAGGCUGGAUGUCCUUGUCUCAUUUUUGGACAAGACUAAUUUUCACUUGGUAAGCGGAGCAGCAGAAGGAAAGAAAAGACAUGUGCACACUCUUCGUGUUCUUGGAAACGGUACUUACUCUUGCCACAGAAAGGAGCAACGCCAUUAUCAGGAGAUAAAAGGUUUUCCGGGUUGUUUUGUGGCAGAUCUCGUCCCGAAUUUUUUUCUUGGUUCCACCCAUGAAGUUAAAUCUAUCGGAUUCGACCCACACCCAGCCCUGUCCCGUGUUGGACAUUACGCUUUCUUCCUCUCUGCACUGGGGAGAAUCCGGAUUGCCUUCUGUACUACUGUGGAAUUCGGACACAACAAGACAACAACAGAGGCUGACGCAGCAUAUAGGAGCUUUCGCUAUGUCGGCCCAGAGUAUUAUAAGAUGAGGGGCCAUCACGAGUUAUUUAAAUAUAAUUUUGCUUGUUAGUUAAAAAUGUUAUUAAUAUUCUUGCUCAUUAUUACGUAACCUAAACUUUGCCAAUCGUCAGAACACAAACGGAACAGGUAAAAAGUGCUCUAGUCUACUGUUUAAUAAACUUGAAGAAAAAAAUAUAAAGCUUGCUUGUGGUCUCACCGGUGCCAUGGCUCAAGUAGGUAGAAUGCUCGCUUUGUUACUGGGAGGUCGUU
Molecule: messenger RNA, 3777 nt
Organism: Branchiostoma belcheri (Belcher's lancelet)
Lineage: Eukaryota; Metazoa; Chordata; Leptocardii; Amphioxiformes; Branchiostomatidae
Product: beta-1,4 N-acetylgalactosaminyltransferase 1-like
Exons: 11
Coding region: 2231-3577 (448 amino acids)
Source: RefSeq, a predicted model, not a curated record